CUCGAAUCACAUUUAUUUAAUUUUCAGAUAAAAUGUUUUAGAAAAAGAUAUGGAGCCUAGUUUCCCAAAUAUACCUCAGGAUGAGACUCAAAGUGAAGCGAAUUGGGCGUAUUCUAUGCGUAGAAACAUGCAGCAGAUUCUUCCAGGUCUUUUUCUAGGUCCUUAUGGUGCUGCCGGAAAAUCCAAGCUUGAAGAGCUGCAGCAUCAUGGAAUAAGUCAUUUAGUUUGUGUCCGAAUGCCAGGAGAAGAGAAAAUAGUCAGAAUUAAUUUUCAAGACAGUUUUAUUUGUUCAGUGAUAGAAAUGUCAGAGAGCCGGACUGAAAGAAUUCUUCCAAAGUUGAAAGAGUUUCAACUAUUGUUGGAGGACUGUUUAUCAAGUAAUGGAAAACUUUUAGUUUACUGUGUGGAUGGAAUGUCUAGGUCUGCUGCCCUCGUCAUGGGAUUUAUUAUGUUUAAAUAUGGUCUCUCUUAUCAGGAGGUAUUGAAGUAUGUACAGCAGAGAAGGUUCUGUAUCCAACCCUCUCCUGUAUUUGAGGUUCAGCUUAAGGAACUAGAACCUAUUUGUAGGGCUGAGGUUGGGAGGAGAAGUUAUCAGCCCAGCAGACAGAAAAGGGAAUUUGAGGACAGUGAUGAGAUAAUAGAUGAUCAUAGUUUCACCAAAAUUCGCCAGAAAGUUGUUGAGGAUGGUUCUACAAUGGAUACAGAGUAAACUAGUCUAAUAUACUCACACGAAAUACCUGCUGCAGUACAAACAGAUCAUUCUCACUGAAAAUAUUGUUUUUCUUAAUUUAAUUUUCGUUUUUUAACUUGUUUCCUUGUUUUAAGUUUCAAGAUUCUUGAUCUUGGUUGGAAGAUUCUUGGUUCCAUGAUUCUUGGUUCCAAAAUUCUGGGUUCCAUGAUUCUUGGUUCCAAAAUUCUUGUUUACAUGAUUCUUGGUUCCAAGAUUCUUGUUUACAUGAUUCUUGGUUCCAAGAUUCUUGUUUACAUGAUUCUUGUUAACAUGAUUCUUGGUUCCAAGAUUAUUGGUUCCAAGAUUCUUGUUUACAUGAUUCUUGGUUCCAAGAUUCUUGUUUACAUGAUUCUUGGUUCCAAGGUUUUUGGUUCCAUGAUUCUUUCUUGAUUCCAUGAUUCUUGGUUCCAUGAUUCUUGUUUACAUGAUUCUUAGUUUCAAGAUUCUUGUUUACAUGAUUCUUGGUUCCAUGACUCUUAGUUCCAAGAUUCUUGUUUACAUGAUUCUUGGUUCCAAGAUUCUUGGUUCCAUGAUUCUUGAUUCCAUGAUUCUUGGUUCCAUGAUUCUUGUUUACAUGAUUCUUAGUUCCAAGAUUCUUGUUUACAUGAUUCUUGGUUCCAGGAUUCUUGGUUCCAAGAUUCUUGGUUCCAUGAUUCUUGGUUCCAAGAUUCUUGAUUCCAUGAUUCUUGAUUCCAUGAUUCUUGAUUCCAUGAUUCUUAGUUCCAAGAUUCUUGUUUACAUGAUUCUUGGUUCCAAGAUUCUUGUUUACAUGAUUCUUGGUUCCAAGAUUCUUUUUUACAUGAUUCUUGGUUCCAAGAUUCUUGGUUCCAUGAUUCUUUCUUUUUAACAUGAUUCUUGGUUCCAUGAUUCUUUCUUGAUUCCAUGAUUCUUGGUUCCAUGAUUCUUGUUUACAUGAUUCUUAGCUUCAAGAUUCUUGUUUACAUGAUUCUUGGUUCCAAGAUUCUUGGUUCCAUGAUUCUUGGUACCAAGAUUCUUGGUUCCAUCAUUCUUGUUUAGAUGAUUCUUAGUUCCAAGAUUCUUGUUUACAUGAUUCUUGGUACCAAGAUUCUUGGUUCCAUGAUUCUAAAACUGUACGAUUGAUAUUAACUUAUUGUUUAUGUUUGAUUUUAAAAUUAUUGUCUGCAAAGUUGAAGUAAAACUUUGUGUAUUCGUGUACAGUACAAUGUAAAUUGUGUAUUCGUGUACAGUACACCGUAAAUUGUGUAUUCGUGUACAGUACAAUGUAAAUUGUGUAUUCGUGUACAGUACAAUGUAAAUUUGAGAAUGUACAAAGUGACAAGUUCCUCAUAUUUCUAAUUGCAGAA
Messenger RNA from Eurytemora carolleeae, 2055 nucleotides. RefSeq names its product serine/threonine/tyrosine-interacting protein A. NCBI's taxonomy places the organism in Eukaryota, Metazoa, Arthropoda, Copepoda, Calanoida, Temoridae. The transcript is spliced from 11 exons. The record is from RefSeq and is a predicted model, not a curated record. The coding region runs from base 50 to 709 and encodes 219 amino acids. Gene Ontology annotation, cellular component: cytoplasm; nucleoplasm. Gene Ontology annotation, biological process: negative regulation of SCF-dependent proteasomal ubiquitin-dependent catabolic process; regulation of ERK1 and ERK2 cascade; protein dephosphorylation. Gene Ontology annotation, molecular function: protein tyrosine/serine/threonine phosphatase activity; F-box domain binding.